Molecule: messenger RNA, 1212 nt
Organism: Colletotrichum navitas
Lineage: Eukaryota; Fungi; Ascomycota; Sordariomycetes; Glomerellales; Glomerellaceae
Product: S-adenosyl-L-methionine-dependent methyltransferase
Exons: 5
Coding region: 1-1212 (403 amino acids)
Molecular function (GO): O-methyltransferase activity
Source: RefSeq, a predicted model, not a curated record
AUGACAACUAACGGCGGACCCAAUCGCGGCACUGAAUAUCUGCGCGCCGUAAAAGAUGUCACCGCGUCUUCAUUCGUGUCCGAGGAAGAUCGAGCUGAAGCACUGCAGGCAACGUACGAAGCCGUUUUUAGAUUGGAGUCACCAUGGGAGACCUAUACUAGACUAUACCUGAACAUUCCCGCUGUUAUGGCUGGAUUAAAAGUCAUUAAGGACUUAGAUUUGAUGAACAAAUGGCAUGAAAAAGGCAACAUUCCUAUGACAAGCGUGGAGCUUGCGGAACUCGUCGGGGGUUGUGAUUCCCAGCUUCUCCAUCGCUUUCUUCGUUUACUGGCUGCAAAUGGACUUUUGAAGCAAGUACCGACUGAAAAGUUCAAGCCAAAUCAAUUCUGCGUUGAGAUUUCCAACCCAGAGUUCAGUACAGUUAUCGACUUUUAUUUCUUAGUCACUCGCCCUGCCUUUGAUCUCUUGCCUGCACAUUUAGCGGAAAGAGGCCACAAAAACCCCAUUGAUCCUAACGACACUCCGGUCAAAGAAUUAACCGGUCAUGAGAGUAUGUGGUCUUAUUUGAAGGAAACCCCAAAAGCAGGAGAGACUUUCAACAUCCUCCAGAAGUUUUCAACAAUGAAAGAGCCAGCCUGGAUGGAGAUGUACCCUCAUGAAAAGCUCGUUGACGAAUCCGAUCCCAAUUAUCCGCUGCUUGUCGAUAUUGGUGGUGGUAUCGGCCAAGAUAUACUGAGGUUCUAUACUGCCUACCCAGAGUUGGCCUCAAGGAUCUAUCUCGAAGAUCUCCCAGAAGUCAUCGCCGACGCAAACGAGAAAGCAAUUAUCCCCAACAACGUCAACAAGCUGGAGUACAACUUUUUCACGCCGCAGCCAAUAAAGAGUGCCCGUGCAUAUUUCAUGCAUCACAUCAUCCACGACUGGCCUGAUGCCUCAGCUCAGAAGAUUUUGGAAAUGCAGAAAAGCGCGAUGAAGCCUGGCUAUAGUAGGUUGCUCAUCCACGAAAAUGUCUUGGAUGGCGAAAAAAGCCUCUUGGGACCUACUUCUCUUGAUAUCACUAUGAUGGUGUGUUUGGCUGGGCAGGAGCGCACAGAAAAGCAGUGGUUGGCUCUCUUUGACUCGGUUGGACUCAAGGUGAUCAAAUUCUGGAAGAAGCCACCUGGCACUUUUAAUAUCAUUGAGGUUGAAGUGCCAUUAUCUCCAUCAUACUAG